Chenopodium quinoa (quinoa) is the source of this 2236-nucleotide messenger RNA. RefSeq names its product feruloyl CoA ortho-hydroxylase 2-like. The record is from RefSeq and is a predicted model, not a curated record. The transcript is spliced from 2 exons. NCBI's taxonomy places the organism in Eukaryota, Viridiplantae, Streptophyta, Magnoliopsida, Caryophyllales, Amaranthaceae. The annotation marks the transcript as partial.
AUAACUACCUCCAUCGAAUUUCCACCUAUUGACCCACCUCAAAACACCCUCGAAACCACCACUUUCAUCCCCAAAACCAACACAACUUGCUUGAAAUUACUUCCAUCAUGCCGAAACCAACCUCCAACCCCGAAACCACCACCUCUAGCUAACCCCAAAAACCAACAUCCCGAAUCACGAAACUACCUUCACCAACUCGGAAUAUCCUUCAACCUUCUCGAAAAAUUGAAGUAUGGGACUAGCUUUUCGCCUGACUUUGAGAAGGUUUUUGAAUGGAAGGAUCACCUUAGUCUCUUUGUAAAUUCUGAGGAGGAUGCCCUUGCUCAUUGGCCUCUUCCAUGCAGGGAUGAAGCAUUGGAAUACUUGAGAAGUACCGAAAAUGUUAUAAGAAAACUUUGUAACAUACUAAUGAAGGGAUUAAACGUCCAUGAGAUUGAUGAGCAAAAGGAGUCUCUUUUGAUGGGUUGCAAGAGAAUGAACUUAACUUUUUACCCUAAGUGUCCAAACCCUGAGUUAACCUUUGGUACCGGUCCUCAUUCAGAUGCAUCAACCAUUACCAUACUUCUUCAAGACGACGUUGGUGGCCUCUAUGUUCGACGGUUUGAUGAUGAGAGUUGGAUUCAUGUGCCUUCUAUCAAUGGUGCUCUAGUAGUAAAUGUUGGCGACGUGCUUCAAAUACUUAGCAAUGGCAAGUAUAAGAGUGCGGAGCACCUUGUAAUUCCGAACGGAAACAAGUCUAGAGUUUCUGUCCCAAUUUUUGUGCAUCCAACCUCCGAUGAUGUUAUUGGUCCGUUACAAGAGAUUACAGAUAGAGGAGAGAAGCCAAUUUAUAAAGAUGUUCUUUUCUCGGAUUAUAUUGGGCACUUCUUCAGUAAGCCUCAUGAUGGCAAGGCCACGAUGGAAUUUGCUAAGUUCUAACGUUAAUUAAUAAUCAUGUGUUAUUCAGCAUUAAUAAAGAUGAAAGAUCAUGUACAAAAAUAUAUUUACAUGAAAACUCCUUAGAUCAUGAUCUUUUAAUCAAAAUAUCCUUCCUUAAUUCUAGCUAAUUUAAAGCUAGAUCGAGUUAAAUUGUUGUUUGCGUAUCUUAUCUUUCAUUCGUUUAUUUUUAUUAGACUUGUUUCAUCUACACACUUUAUCAGUGCAUAACUUUAACCAUCAAUAUCUGAUCUUUAAUUUCAAUAAAUAAGGGUUAUAAAAAAUAGAUUAUAUGAAAGUAGGUAAUGAAACGAUUAUAAGAAGAUUCUACAUGACAAUGUCUUUCCUUAUGUAUAACGAAAUUUUGUGAUAACACCUUUUAAAAGACUUUUAUUGUGAACAACUACCUUAUAAAUUAUUUUUUGUGAAAACACACCUAAAACCAGAUUUUUAUAAAAAAAAAAAACCAUGACUUCGGUUUCAGACCCCUGACUUGGUUUGCCAGCGUUGACUGGUCACGUGAGCCUCACGUGCUCCAUUUAAAACCCCCCCCCCUCCCUCUUAUUUUUUCCCCUUUUUUAUCGAACUCUCUCCAAUUGAAAUUGCUUCAAUUUUUCUCUCUCCCUGUUCUUCCACCCAAACCUCACUUUCUCUCCAUUGAAGAAGAAAACUCCAUUAUUUAUCUCGAAUUUCUGCAAAGAAACUCAAUUCACCUAAUUCGAGGCUGGUAAGUUGUUUUAAUUAAUGAUACCGGUUGUUAAUUUUGUUGGGUUUGCAAAUUUUGCGUAAAUUAGGGUUUUAAAUUGGAAUUAGGGUUACAAAUUUGGGGCUGAUUUAUUCCCAACAAUGUUUUGUAGCUAGCUUCCUUUUUUUACCCCCUCCAUAUGUUCUCUUUGAAGCAAGCAAGCUUCCUUUUUUUUACCAAUGGCAGACACAGAGAAAAGGACGGAGAUAAUUAGCCAAGUACUAUGGCAGAAAUUGAGUAACAAAUGAGAGGAGAGAGAAAUUUUAAACUUACUCUUUCACUUGGCCAGAAUUCAUCCACGAAUUGAAGAAUUCAAUUAGUUCCUGUCAUGGCAGACAUUCCUUGCUGAGCAAUAAUGGUGAGGUGAGGAAGACAGAAAGAUGUAAAUGAGAGGAGAGAGAAAAUUCAGUUGGAGAGAGUUCAAUUGGAAGGAAAAAAGGGGAAAAAAAUAAGAAGGGGGUUUUUAAACGGAGCACGUGAGGCUCACGUGACCAGUCAACGCCGGUAAAUCAAGUCAAUGGUUUGAAAUCGGGGUCAGCCGGUCAGGUGUGUUUUUGUAAAAAAAAAAAAAAAAAA